This is a messenger RNA of Tarenaya hassleriana, 1261 nucleotides long. Its product is annotated as CASP-like protein 5B1. The transcript has 4 exons. Lineage: Eukaryota; Viridiplantae; Streptophyta; Magnoliopsida; Brassicales; Cleomaceae. Bases 540 to 989 code for a protein of 149 amino acids. The record is from RefSeq and is a predicted model, not a curated record. Gene Ontology annotation, cellular component: membrane.
AGUUCGGCUCGAGUCCAUAUGUUGGGGCCCACGUACCGAAAGGCGAGAUUCUUCGACGCUGGGUUUCAAUUUUCCAUCACUUUCACUCGCAGUGGCUUUGAUUGAUUAAUUUCUUUGGCUUCAAGCUAGAGAAAACGUGAUUGAUCAUCCCAAAGUGGCGUUAGAUGAUAAACUCUGGAGGAAUCUUCCCAAAUUAAGCUUCGUUUCAUUCCGACACUGAUUUUUUCUUCUUUGUUGGUGGUAUUGCUGUGAAACACCCAGAAUAUGGUUUAUGGGUUUUGUUGUUGAUCCGUGAUUUUGGUGUGAUUCGGUGAAGAGCUGUUGGAAUUUUGGGGUUUUGGGUGAUUUACGGAAUGGGAUAAUGGCUAUGUGUAAAACCCAGAGAAGGAAAUCGAUUUCAGGGUUUUUUUCCUAGUCGAGAUCGUGGUUGAUUGCGAUUUUGGUGAUGAAACGGAGCUAGAAUCCGCAACAUAGGAUCUGGUCAAGUUCUUGAGCGCUGUUUCUCUCAUCUUCGUCUGGUCUCUGACAGAUUAAAGGAGAUGAUCGGGAGCCCAGGAACUAUGAGUGGGUUGAUGUUGAGAUUAGGGCAGUGUGCUUCUUCUGCUGCUUCGAUUGGUGUCAUGAUUUCUACUUUCGGCUUCUCCGGCUACACCGCCUUCUGCUUUUUAGUUGCAUCUAUGGGUCUUCAAUUGAUGUGGAGCUUCGGACUAGCUUGUCUUGACGUUUAUGCAAUAAGGAGAAAAACUGAGUUGCAGAGUCCCAUUCUAUUGAGCCUCUUCACUGUUGGUGACUGGGUUACUGCAUUUCUGUCUCUUGCGGCUGCGUGUUCAUCAGCAGGAGUUACAGUUUUAGUUGUAGAAGAUACCAAUUUUUGCAGGCAACGAGUCUAUCUGUCCUGCAAUAGGUUUCAGAUAUCCGUCGCUUUUGCGUUCAUCACCUGGGCUCUGGCUGCGGUAUCAUCACAUGUGAUGUUUUGGAUCUUGACAUGACAUCAUCUCCAAUUUACAGAAUUCAUCAUACUUCAUGAAUUCCUAAGACAACUGUGCCUCGGAGACUUCUCUCGUGAGAAUGCUUAUGAUGUAUCCGAUCUCAUCAGCAACCUCUUUCAUCGAUGGACGAUUCUGCCUCCGCUCAUUGAGGCACGCUGCCGCUAAGUUGCCAAGUGACUGCAUUGUCUCCAGUUCAACUUUGUUAGCCGUCUUCUUCAGCAGCGGAUCAAUGCAUUCCAUCAAUCUUUCUUCAUCCAUCAUCUUGUUCAUGU